AUGAGUGUGGCUCUGGUGAGAUUUUCCUUUGAGCUGGUUUUCAAUUCUCUGCCUAUAAAAUCUGGCAAUGGCGAUUACAACGAGGUAGAGAACGACCCAACAUUUGUUAACUCACGUCUGCUUUUGAUUAACGCGGCCACUACAUACAACAUCAAUUCCACAAUAGAAGAAACUUUGCAACAAAUAAACAUUAUCACAAAGCAACAACAAAUCAAUACGCUCUCUGAAAAGGCAUUGCACUCGCUUAUUGUUGUGUUGAGACUCCUCAGCGAUAUUGCAGAAACUUGCUGGAAGCACGAAGAGACAGAAAAGAGGAGCCACGCCGACCAGUAUCUGAAUCAGGAUGAUGCCAUAGCCAAAAAUGAUAUUGGAUUUGCCACACAGAAGCCAUGUUUUCACGUUGUUCGCCCAAAGCCGAUCGACCCUGCGGUUGCAGAACGCCUUAUCCAAGCCAUAAGUCGGCUUAAGUUCACUUAUGUCGCUACUCGAGCGUCCCGUAAACCCCCAUCAUCACAUUACACAAGCUCGACGAACGUCGCUUCAAGCCCUAAAAUAGAGGGCACGAAUAACAGCAGUGUCCAAGACUCGUCUCCAUUCCUAAGAAUCAUAGACACAAACCUCGAUUAUUUGGGCCGCUUUGUUUCAGCUGCUAACCCCAAGGAAUUUUGUGAUUUUCUUGAUACGAAAAUUAUCACUCCUUUGACGGUGACACACUCUUCUACCGAAGGCGACAUUAUGCCUUAUAUGGACAUGUUCUCGGCCUUCUAUAUUACGUUUGAUAAUCUGCCGACCUAUCUGCAGAAUGUUUCAAAAAUUUUAGAGUCUCUCAAGAGAACUACCCAUCAAGAAAUGAUGCUAACCUUUUCUUCGCAUGCGCUGAUGAACUGGAUUAUUUCGCGCCCUCACGAGUAUGUUGAGAUCAUAAGUGAUAUCAAGAAUUGUACUAAAGACGAUCCCGCACAUAUCGUGUGCAAAUACUCUUCUUCUCUUUUUGAUGAUGUACAUUCCAACUUCAACGUCUCGUAUCUUCUUACAACAACGAUAAAUGCAAAUGCCGCAAUUUCCGAAUUCAAAAGCUCUCCUUCUUCUUCGGAUGUGCCAUCUCCAAUUUCAUCAUCAGGAAGCAGUUCUUUGUUCCAAUCCGAUACGGCUGAUCUUAGGAAAACGCAUAGUCUAUCACGACGUGACAGUGACCCUCAAAGCUACCUGCCAAAAUGGGAUAUUUUGAAUCCCACAGCAAUAGCUGGCACUAUUGUUCCAGUUGAAGACGUGGCGAAUGUGUCAGUACUGAGGUUCCUAGUUGUGAUGCUCAUGUUCCAACCAAAUACUUUUGAAGAAUUGAAUUUGACAAGUUUUAAGCACAUUCCUGACGAGCAGGAUAUCUUGUCUAAUGUAGUGACUGAUGAAGAAAGGAAGAAAUCGCAACCUCAACUUUCUAAGCCCAGACAAAGUAAUCAUCGAAUGCUUCAGACGCUCAAAUUCCCAACAUUCACAUCGGGUAGCAAAAAAGUGAAGUUUUUAACAUCUUUGAUAAAGAAUGUCAAUGGAUCCUUAGUCGUAUCUGAUACUUCUUUAUUAGAUACAUUGAGAACCCUAGUUCUACUAUUUAGGGUUGCUUCAUCCAUUUAUCUCGCCGAUGAAGAGUCCCCGGUAGUCACUUUUUCCAGAAGGUUACUUUUUGUGAUAGGCGAUGCAUUGCAGCUUUGUGACAUCGGCGUCUCCAAGAAAAACCCCGUCAUAGCGAGGUGCUUGUCUCGAAAUCCCACCUCAUGUGCCAGACUCCAGAUAGCUUUCUUUACGCCAGCUCUAAUCAUGGAUUCUGAUACCUUCACCACCCGCUUGGGCCAUUACUCUCAAAACAGGCAUUCAGGAUACAAGCAUUUGAAAACUUUGACAGAAGGGUUUAAGCUAUUCUAUAGUAUCCCUAACGUUACCAGGGCAAGGUUGGAGAUGGUGAUGAGAUCAACUGAUUUCUUCAAGCGAACCCUUACUGAAAUGUCGGAUGUGAUUUUGACGGCCUCGAAACAUUUCUCGGAUGAUAUUGCAUCUAUUGUGGAAGGAAUUUUGAAUGGGUCAUUGAGGAGCAGCACAGAUGUGCCUAAGGUCGGAAGGUCCCUUUCUCCUCAUUUCCCCUUCAGUCCACAGAACCAGUCCCUUUACCAGGAGGGCAAUAACAAGGUCGAGAUGAGUAGUUUGGCCUCAUCAUCAUCCAUCUCAUCGGGAGGAAGCUCGUACAAUGAGAAGGCUAGUGUUCAAAAAAGCUUCAAUGAAAGAUCUGACAUUAUGGCCCCUCGUGCUAGGCGCCCCUCAGGAUCCUCAGCCGCAGCCAUUGGCAACGUUGGCGCAAAAGUAUCCCAUUCCUCUGAAGGUGAGAAGUCCCUUCCCAACGUAAGGCUGCAACUGGAAAACGUGCAAAAGGGUGCGAAAUCGCCUCUACGUUUUUCGAGAUCUAGAGGGCCUUCAGACGGUAGUUUGCCCGCAUUGAAUACAGUGGCAAUACACCAAAGAACUCUUACAGAGAAUGUUGCGGUAUACAACCAAUCAAUUUCAUCGACAGAACUUGCCAAUGUGAGAGCUACACUGGUCAACAUUAUCUCUGUGUAUGAGUUGAUGAUACAUGAUUAUUUUGUAACCGUAACCGAGUCAGACCCAGCUCAACUUCUUGAGGACUACAUUGCCCUGAUAAAGCCGUUAUUUGUUGGAUUAGUGGAUGACAAUUUUUCCGUACAAGCAGCGUCGAAAUCCUUCGCGGUUAUAAUAGCGUCAUAUGCUCUAAAAUUGGGAAGCGGGAAUUCAACUUCUGAGGCACGCUUAGUAUUGUAUAAAGGUGCAGCGUAUUUGAUAACACUGCUCUCGGCUACGCUAUUUAAUUUGGAGUUGGCCGAUGCUAAGCGAGAGCAACUGCUUGACGUGAUUUUAAAGUUUUUGGAUGUUCGCUUCGAACUUAAAUCAACCUUUGACUCAGGGACCUUAAAAAGUGUGGAACUCGAGACCUACCACUUACUUCACGGUGCCACAGGGCGGGCCCUUUUAGCUUCGCUUUGCACUCAUGAGCCAAAAAUUCACAAACUGCUAAGGACGUGCUUCAAGGCAUUUUUAAGGGAGCUGGACUCCCACGAUGACAUAAUGGGACACGGAGGUGAUAGUAUUAGCUACAACAGAAUGUUUUUCCAAUCGAUGGGCAGAGAUAACUAUGUUUCUUCGGGUGCCGUCGCAUUUCAGAGACGCCUGCGGAGUGACAUACUCAAGCACGUUACGUUUCCUGAUAGAAUGUUGUUUGACACCUUAAAAUUAAUGUACAAUCAAUGGUUGUUCUUUUUACGAAAAGAGAAUUUGAGCAGUGCAGAAGCGAGCCACUUUAGAAACCUUGCUGGUCUCAUAGCAUCUGGCUGCGGUACAUUUUUGAGUAUUGAUCGCAAGUCAGUUGAAAACAACCCUCAAUAUACUAUCAUGCAAGAGGAGGUUACUGAGAUGGUGGACUACUUUUUAUCGAGACAAUGUUCGUGGUUGAAUGAUCCUGCUCUUUUGACUCGUGAAAAUUCCAAAGAUAUCGUAGGCACCGAAUUACACCCUCUAGCCUUCAAGCUACUUUUUAAGCAUCUGAAACUUCUAGCAGACCACCUUGAGACCAUAGAUCUUACAGAAACUCAGGGUCCACCUGAAGCUCAUAGUGAUGCAUCAGUUCUGCUCUUAGAGCAGGUAAUCUUGAUUGUGCGCACAGUAUUGGAGCGUGAAGAUACCAGGGAUGAACUUAUUUUAGUUUCACCUCAAUUGCUCGGUCUAGUUGCUCAGCUAUUUAAAAUUGUUGAGAAUGUCAGCCAUGCCUCCACAAGGUACUAUAAAGCCAUCAUACACUUAUCCAAAUUGCUCAAAUCCUUCGAAGCCACAGAAGGAAGUCUAUGCAUUUCAGGUUAUCUCCUUGUUAAAAAUCAAUGGUUGAGGUUGACAAUAUCGUGGUUCAAAGCAGCAAUUUUUAUGGACUUUGAUCCAGAGAAUUUGGCUCGUCCUCAUCGAGAAAUGGAUCUUAAGCGAAGAGACCUUGAUUAUCUUUAUAUCGAUACCUCUAUUGAGACAUCAAGAGCUUUGGCCUACAUUACAAAAGACUUGAUGUUAGAAGUUCCCUUGUCAAACUCCGAAAGCGAGUUAAAGGGAUCGAAAGCUGUGACCUUCGGGAACUACUUCAGUAUUUUGUUGAAGGGUUUAGAGAAGACAUCAGCUGUGGAGAACUAUCCUUUAACUCUGCGGCACAAGAUAGGUGUCUUGAAUGACAACAUCAACACUUCUUUGACAAACAUCUUGAAUGCAAAUGUAGAUGUUGGUUUGAAAUACGCUCUUCCUCUCGGGUAUUCCAAAAACUUAGGGAUAAAACUUGCGUUUUUAAAAGUUUUCGUUGAAAUUAUUUCUAACUUUGACAUCCAUACUGCCAAAGCGACCAUAGAAAAAAACAAGCUUGUCGAUCGCUACGUUUCACAACUGUUGGUAAGCCCUCGACUUCUAUCUUUAGCGGCAAGAGUGUGUCCAGCGAAUGAAAUUGACGCUUUCGCUAGCAGCUUGCUUGGCAUUUUCGAGAUCAAAAAUGCAUCACACAUCGUUGUUGUGGAAUUAAUGAAGGAUGAGAUUCAGAAUGCUUCACGAUAUGCUGAUGUCUUACGCAGGAACAGCUGUGCUACGAGAGCGCUAUCAAUGCUUUCACGUUUGAAAGGUACUCAAUAUUUAAGACAGACCCUCAAACCAGUAUUAAUGAGCAUAAUAGAAAGUAACGAGGCUUUUGAGAUUGAAAAAAUAACUUUAGAGGAUCCUGAGGCUGAAAAAAAUGUGAAACUUUUUACCAAAUACCUAAAGUUGCUCAUCGAUUCGGUAGCAAACUCUGUAUCGUCGUUCCCACCCGAGUUUUUCCUGAUUUGUCAGGCAAUUUAUCUAAGUGUGCAAGAGAAGUUUCCCGGCUAUGAAUCGGUCGCAGUGGGCUCGUUUAUCUUUCUACGAUUCUUUUGCCCCGCGAUCGUGAGUCCUGACGCCGAAAAUAUUGUGGACGUGGUAACUGCCAAGCAAAAGAGGUCCUUCGUGACUCUCGCAAAGGUUGUUCAAAAUAUAGCGAAUGGGUCAAUAAGCUCUAUGAAAUGGCCCUUGCUUAAUUCGGAGUCUUCAUUCUUGAGACAUUGUGGCGAAAGAGUAAGCAUUUAUCUUUCUGAAAUUGCAAAUCCAAGUAGAAUUGUUUCGAUAAAGCUUCGAAGUGAAAGAAAAGUUGCGGUGAGCGAUUUCAACUACCUUCACAGAUACAUUUAUCAGCAUGGCCUGGAGGUUAGGAGUGAGAUAAUUUCAGAAAUUAAGACUUUGGAGGACUUCGAGACAUCAAAGUCAGCUUCCAGGGCCACUGACAAUCUAUUGACAGCUUUGGGACAACCUCGGAUGGAAUUUCGAAACGAAAUUCCACCUUCUAUAAGAGAUAAAAGCGAUGAAAAUCCGGACCUUUAUGACUUUAUGUCUAGGCACUCUUUAAGAACCUUUGAUUUCAGAGAUGAUAUCCCCUUCAUUCAUGAAGCAGUCUCGUCCGACGGCCACCCGAUUGUUGUUUUUACUUAUAAGCUACUACAGAAGCAAACUUGUGAUACGGAGGCCCUAGUCUAUCGCACAUUUCAAGUAUACUCAAAAAUCUGGAGUUCAAGGCAUUAUUUUGUCAUUGAUUGCACUGGAUUUGAUUCUCCGACUGUGGAAGACAAAAAGCUUUUGGCUUCGUUCUUCAGACUGAUACCUGACGAGGCCGCAAGAAACUGUUCCAAGUUUUAUUACUAUAAUAUGACCGAAGAAUUCACUGCAUGGUGGCUGCCUGUCUUUAAGGGACAAAAUCCUUACUUGGAACCAUAUAAGACGCCUCACGAGUUUAUCAACAGUGACUCCAGCCCAAGCCUAAUAAAGAACCUCAAACUCAACAAGCUUUCUUAUGAGGUUUUUUCAGACGUUAGAGUCACAUUGCGCGAUGUGUCGUUGUAUGACCACGUAAGGGGCCGAUUCACUCCUGUCGUGCUGAAAAUCGGUAACAAAUACGUUCAGAUGAUAUCAGAGACACCUUAUCGCUUUAAGGUUACAGGCAUAGAUGAAGUUGUUGAAUUAAGGUUUAAUGCUGUCUACGAAGUAGGUGGAAUCGUAGCAACAGUGGUUUCCUUCGAAACAGGUGUACCAUCAGAGUUUACUAUAAAUUUUGAUAACGCAACAAAGCUAGUUUUCUGCAGCUCGAAAUAUCUGGAGAUCAUUCGCAUCUUCUAUUAUGCUCAGGCGAAGAUAGAGGAAGAGUAUGAAAACAGUGACUUUGAAAAUGAAAAGCAAAAUUCUCAAAGUGACGAGAAGGAGCUGAACGAAAUUCUUGGCAGCUUGCUGCUAGUUAUCUACGCAGGAUUUUGCAGUGAUAACGACGAGGUCAAAAAUAUUUCGUAUAAUGUUUUGGCUGCAACUCAAAAAUCUUUUGGAAUAAAUUUUGGUUGCAAUUUGCGAGUCUCCCCUGAAGUGCAUGUUCCACAUGACACUUCGGCAUUUUGUGAUUCGUUGUUCAAAGGUCUUUCGCAAACCGCCCCUCAUUUGUCUUUAGUGGUUUGGAAGUCGAUUUUAGAGGGCCUUUCGGGAGUUUUUGAGGUACACCAUAUUCCUCACAUUAUCAGCGCUUUGACACCCUGGACAGAAAAUUUAUACCGUUACGUUUAUUUGGCUGAUGAUGAGAAUGGGCCGGAAAAUGUUUCUCAUAUCAUAAGGGCCUUAAUUAAGCUCAGCGUGAAAGAUGUGAACUUGAUACUGAUCUAUAAUCAAUGCAUCUGGACUACACUGAUCCUUCAGGCUGAUCUAGUCAGUUUGAUCGUUGAUGAGAUAGUGAGUCACUCAAUUGACAGAGAAUCAGAAGGUGGCGACUGGAAGAGUGCUAUCUCGCUUUUGACGAGGGUUUCCACUGUCGAGAUGUGCAGCGAGGUUGUGAAGAGGGUUCUGCGGAUUUCUCGCUCAUUUUUACCUUCUCUUAAAUUGGAAGCUUCGACUAAUAGCUGGUCGGAAUUGAUAAUUCUGAUCAAUAUUCUGGUUGCACUAUUCUUUGAUUCACUAUUGCUUUCACAGUUGUUUCUACCAGAGAUUCUAUAUCUCGUAUCCCUUCUCAUUGACGUUGGACCUUCAGAGAUGAGAUUGGCUCUGCACAAAUUGCUUAUGAAUGUGUGCCAGUCACUCUCCACCAACGAGGACCUCUCCUCUGAGAAAAGGGAGAACUUGGAUUCAGUCAAGAUGACCUUUUCCCGGCAAAAGAUGAGGUUCAUGUCAGGCUUCAGUCAAGAUAAGGGUCGCAUGUUACAGAGCUUCAGCGCCUCUUCAUUUUUGAGUAAGUUCACCACCUUGGAACAGUUUGUGAGCAACAUAAUUUUACUGAUGGAGAACUCGUCAAACGCAGAUAGUCAACAAUGGAAAGCAAAGUACAACAAAUACCUUAUGGACUCAGCCUUCAAUGACGGUUCUUUCUUAUCUGCGAGAGCUGCGAUGAUAGUCGGAAUUAUCGGUCAGCAAGGAAUCUCGGAAUUUCUGUGCAAGAACAUGCUCUCGCAGACAAUAAAAAAUGUGGCAGAGCCGUACAUCAGUGACGAAUUAGUUUUCUUUGUCAUAUCUCACUCUUUCACCUAUAGUAAGGUUGUUUUGGGUAUUCAGCCGGAUUCUCCAUUGCUAAAACAACUAUUUUGGUUAGCCACUACCUUUGCUCAAUCUCCGAAUUCAAUUUUCUAUCAUGGUGGACUAUUGUUUAUGGCAAAUUCUGUCCGGCAAAUAUCAAGUGUUGUCCGAAGCUUUGACAAGGGUUCACUCACAUCCGUCCUCUUCGAUAGUCGAAAAUUUGCAGAGCCCCUGUUAAUUGAGCUUGAAUCCAUGGUCGGAAUCAAAUGGACUAAGCAGAACUUUUCUCAUGUAAUAUUAAACUUGGUGAGUAAGGGCAUGCUGGUUCCUUACAUCAAAACGACGUCAGUGGACUGUCUGGUCCUGUUUUUGACUUUGGCUUACGAAGAUUUGGCUUAUGCACCAAAUGAAGAUUACCUAUGCUAUCUUCUGGUGGUGUAUCAAGUUUCCCGGCCUUCAAAGUUCAAAGCGAUACUGGUGGACCUAAAAUUGGAUGUCGAGCUAGUUUUCUUAGACGAGCAAAACUUUGUACCCAAGGUACUUCUUGAAUGGAUGGUAUCGGAUUCAGAAGCUUCGUUAAUUGCUUUAUACCAAGCGUCGGUAUAUUUUGCCUCGGGUUCAUCCGAUGAGUUGAGUAAGACUCGUUAUCUGUUAUUGUUAGAGCGAUUGUUGAAAGAGAAUCCUCUCAAGGUUAUCAAGAUAUAUGCUCUUAUUCGUAUGGAGUUGAAGCGGGUCUCCACGUUUGACGUUCAAUCAGACUUCCCACAACUGGUAUUUACCAUUUUACAGACCAUUGUUACCAAUAGGGAAUAUGGGUCUUGCGACUCACAUUUCAGUCAAACUAACAGAAUGUUGAAAAUGAGACAUCUUUCUGGCCUUCAAAAUAUUGAGGUUCCUUAUAACUUCAACGACACAAUGGCUGGAUUCAGGUCAAAUCCAUAUGCACUUUACGAAAGGAAAAAGCUGACGGUUAAAAUUAUGUCGCGAAUGAUAAGUUACCGCGAAACCACAGGGUAG
Molecule: messenger RNA, 8646 nt
Organism: Lachancea dasiensis
Lineage: Eukaryota; Fungi; Ascomycota; Saccharomycetes; Saccharomycetales; Saccharomycetaceae
Source: the annotation of a GenBank genome assembly